UGUGUAAAAUACUUGGAAAAGUCAGUUUUUAUUUCGGCGUAACAUGAUUACAUAACUCUAUAUUGAAACUGGUAACUAGUCGAUACAUUAACAGCCGCUUCAAACCGCUUUAUAUUCCAUUCUACAGGACGAGUAAAUACAGCAUCAAAGUAAGAACCAAAAUGUCCAUGAGAUGCUAUGGAUUUUUUCGUUGUUCAAGCUGCAACAAGCUCUGGGAGAGCUCACACGCAUACUGUGACAAAAUUGGAGGCGUUCUCAAACCGAUGUACAAGCAGGACUGCAAAGAUUGCCAAGUGAGCUGUCUGCCGUACAAGGUGGAGCGUCUCACCUGCUCCAUUUGUGACCAGCAAGACUGCACGUGCACCCGGGAAGAGAAAGAAGAAAGACACACGGAUCUGAACAAGCCACACCUGUCGCACCUGUGUGAACGGUGCAAGAAAGGCCUGUCUUGUGUGUCCAGGCGAUACUGAACGUGCGAAAAUCACCUGGAAAUCAAAAUUAACAAAAUGACUGAACAUUUAUUGUACAAUGUAACAUCUGCUGUUCGACUAGUUGUUAAGUGAAGCUUUUGAUGUCAUCUAAUGGCGUUAUGCUGUACUGUGACCUCGGUUUAUUUACAUCUAAUUUGCAAGGUUAUCAAAGUCUGAAAUUAUG
Molecule: messenger RNA, 654 nt
Organism: Gigantopelta aegis
Lineage: Eukaryota; Metazoa; Mollusca; Gastropoda; Neomphalida; Peltospiridae
Product: zygote arrest protein 1-like
Exons: 2
Coding region: 162-470 (102 amino acids)
Biological process (GO): translation
Cellular component (GO): cytoplasm
Molecular function (GO): mRNA base-pairing post-transcriptional repressor activity
Source: RefSeq, a predicted model, not a curated record